This is a messenger RNA of Dufourea novaeangliae, 760 nucleotides long. Its product is annotated as hydroxyacyl-thioester dehydratase type 2, mitochondrial. NCBI's taxonomy places the organism in Eukaryota, Metazoa, Arthropoda, Insecta, Hymenoptera, Halictidae. Bases 83 to 760 code for a protein of 225 amino acids. The transcript is spliced from 3 exons. The record is from RefSeq and is a predicted model, not a curated record.
UAUUCAAAGAAAAUUAUACGACUGUAUUAAACAAUACCUACUGUAACGUAAUACUUUGAAAGACAGAAGUAAAAGAUUGCUAAUGUUUACUAGCAAGGUGCGACUGAUAAAACGUACUGGAAAAAAUACUAUCGGUCGUUACGAGUUUUUAAAACUUCUAGCUACGGAAUUUAAGACCACUAAAUCUAAAGAGGCAAAAGAACAGGUAUUGGCGAACCUUGCCAACUUUGCUUAUGAUCCUAUUAACUACGGAUAUAUAAGACAACUUCAAAUAAUUGAUUUAUUUCUUUAUGCCUUAUCAGAAGACAAUGUGAAGUUAGUGCGUUUUGCCUCAGGAGGUAUUUGCAAUCUGUGUGUUGGAGCUUGUGAUAUAACAAACUCAAGGAAUGGCAUGAAAAAUAUAAAAACUGCAAAUGAAGUAUCAGUUUUUAAAACAAUCACUGGCGAUGAUAUAUUAAAUUUUGCUAAUUUAACCGGUGAUUAUAAUCCAGUGCACACUGGUUCUGCAAAUAAUCUUGUCCAUGGUGCUCUUCUUAAUGGCUUGGUAUCAGGAGUAAUUGGUACAAAGUUACCAGGUCCAGGAACUAUACUAGUGCAACAAAAUAUUACAUAUCCAAAACCAUGUUAUGCAGGAGAUAAAAUAGAAAUAAAAGUACAAAUUGUUUCUGUAAGAAAGAUCAUUAAAUGUGUGUAUACUUGUAUUGCAAAUGGGGAAAAGAUAGUUCUAAAAGGAGAUGCAAAACUCAUUAAAAAUUCAUGA